Naegleria fowleri is the source of this 1323-nucleotide messenger RNA. RefSeq lists its product as uncharacterized. Gene Ontology annotation, molecular function: 3-oxoacyl-[acyl-carrier-protein] synthase activity; beta-ketoacyl-acyl-carrier-protein synthase III activity. The record is from RefSeq and is a predicted model, not a curated record. Lineage: Eukaryota; Heterolobosea; Eutetramitea; Acrasida; Naegleriidae. Gene Ontology annotation, biological process: fatty acid biosynthetic process. The coding region runs from base 1 to 1323 and encodes 440 amino acids. The transcript has 5 exons.
AUGUUGUUACAACAUCUCUUCCCUCAAAAUAAUAAUAAUAAUAUCCAUUCUCAUCAUAUUUCUACCUCCACCACUCCGAUGGAAUGGAAUCAUUGUUCGGGUCCAACCACAAAAUCUACCACGACCACUCAAAACAUGAAGAAUGAACCAUUAGAAGAGGGUGAAGACUCCGAUCAGCACAUCCGAUUAGUUCCAAAACAAGUCUCGCUGCCCGUGAAAAUUGCUGGCAUUGGCCGUUAUCUUCCUCCACAUAUUGUUCCGAGUAGCACCAUUGAUAUUUUGUGUGGAAAACCAAAAGGUUUCACUGAGAAAACGACCGGAAUUAAAGAGAGAAGAUGGGCCAACAGCGUUCAACAUGUGUUAAAAGUUAGAAAACAGAAAUUUGCCAAGAAUGUUGAACAAUUUCUUUCCAAAGAGGAAAUGAAUAUCACCUCCUCCUCUAAACAAGCUCAAGAAUUGAAAGAAAAGGAAGUGACUAUUUCAUGGAUGGGUGCUCAGGCAGCUUUGGAAGCUUUGAAAAAUGCUGAAAUGACCACAGAUGAUAUUGAUCUCAUUGUGAAUGCAUCGGGUACACCUCAAAGAACCAUUCCAGACACUUCAUGUUUUUUACACAAAGAACUAGGUUUGAGUGAGAGUGGAAAGCCCUCAUUAUCGAUUCACUCGACUUGUUUGUCUUUUAUGAGUGCUUUUCACAUGUGUGCAGGAUUAAUUGCAAGUGGAAUGUAUCAAACGAUUUUAAUUGUUUCUGCUGAGAUUAGUACGGUUGGAUUAAAUUUUGAGGAAAAUCCACAUGCUGGAGGAUUAAUUGGAGAUGGUGCAGCUGCUGUUGUGUUGACUCGAUCGAAACCUGGUGAAAAGAGUAGACUCUCAAAAUAUUUAUUUUCCACUUACAGUGAUGGAGCUGACUACACAUCGAUUCGAUCUGGAGGAAGUGAAUUUCAUCCCAAUCAUGUCUAUACACCAUCCAAUUACAUGUAUUUUGAUAUGAAUGGAAAAAAGAUUUUAGAAUUUACUGCGUCACGGAUGAUUCGAGUGAUGGAAGACUAUCAACCUGGUCUUUCGAGUGGAAAUUUGGAAGGAAUUGAUUGGGUUGUUCCUCAUCAGGCAAGUUAUGCAGCAUUCCAUGUGAUGUCGGAUGUGUUAGGAUGGCCUUCUGAAAAAAUUGUCAAAACAUUGGAAAAGUUUGGAAACACCAUUUCUGCAAGUAUUCCAAUGGCUCUCUACGAAGGCAUUCACGAUGGAAGAAUUAAAAGAGGAGACAAUGUGUUUAUGAUUGGAACCGGAGCAGGCUUGACCACAGGAAUGAUCACUUUCACCUAUUAA